Molecule: messenger RNA, 2454 nt
Organism: Cherax quadricarinatus
Lineage: Eukaryota; Metazoa; Arthropoda; Malacostraca; Decapoda; Parastacidae
Source: RefSeq, a predicted model, not a curated record
GUGACGCAAACGCAGUUACCUUGAGUAAGUGUCCCGUUGUAAGUGGUGUAAGUUAUAAGUAGGUUUAUGGUCAGUACUCAGUGUUGUGUACUCUAGUGCACAGUGUUUUGUACUCUAGUGCACAGUGUUGUGUACUCUAGUGCACAGUGGUUACUCUCAGUGAUGGACCACACCAGUGUAAGGACCAUCACCACCAUACUUUUUGACCUUGAUAAUACAUUACUCUACACAAGGGAACUUGAUUGUGCAACUUGUACUGAGGUUAAAUCAUGGUUGGAGAAGCAAGAAUUUUCCCGAGAGGAGAGCAAGAAGAUCACCUCCGAGUUUCUCCAGAGGUACCGAGAAGCUCCAGCCCCAGACUACUCAACGGAUGAAGAGGGACUGGAACAGUGGAGAUUGAACAUCUGGGCAUCAGUUUUACCUGAGAAGUACCACCAUUACAUAGGUGAGCCCUUCCGAGUGCAUUAUGGUCGGAGAUAAGAUUGAAACCGAUAUCAAAGGCGGAGUGAAUGCUGGUGUCGGAGCAACUGUCUGGGUCAACGCAAGGAAUAACUCUGCUCCGGGUGACAUCCAGCCGGACUUCACCAUUAGUAAGGUGACUGAACUCCAAGAUAUUCUUUCUGACUUAACUGCUGCCUCCCACACUGUCGAAAGUUGAUAAAGGAGUAACUUGGCCUGUACAAAUUGUUAUCCCUUGAGUAAGGUAACGUUUUCACAAAAUAUUGACUGAAAUUAUUAAAUUGUUAUCCCUUGAGUAAAGGUAACUUCUUCAUGAAAAACAACACAAAUCAUUAAAAUCUAAGUUAAAUAUAAUUAUUUUAAUAUGUAAUUGAUUGUGUGAUAAAUGUAAAUUUUAAAUUGUUAAUAAUCUAAAUAUUUUGCAUCUUUUAAUUUACACAAAAUAUAAUACAGUGGACCCCCGCUUAACGAUCACCUCCGAAUGCGACCAAUUAUGUAAGUGUAUUUAUGUAAGUGCGUUUGUACGUGUAUGUUUGUGGGUCUGAAAUGGACUAAUCUACCUCACAAUAUUCCUUAUGGGAACAAAUUCGGUCAGUACUGGCACCUGAACAUACUUCUGGAAUGAAAAAAUAUCGUUAACCGGGGGUCCACUGUACUUGGAAGGUAUCACCACGGAUACAGGGGUCCUAUUGUAAUGAAAUACACAAUACAGAGAUUCUCAUUUUGUAAAUUGUCGACUUACUGCAUUGGAAAUAUAUUUUUACUGGAAAUAAGCAAUUACAGUGGACCCCUGAUUAACGAUAUUUUUUCAUUCCAGAAGUAUGUUCAGGUGCCAGUACUGACCGAAUUUUUUCCCAUAAGAAAUAUUGUGAGGUAGAUUAGUCCAUUUCAGACCCCCAAACAUACACGUACAAACGCACUUACAUAAAUACACUUACAUAAUUGGUCGCAUUCGGAGGUGAUCGUUAUGCGGGGGUCCACUGUACCUGCCAGGGAUACCGAAACCGUGGAUAGUAGCAAACCCUAUAUAUAAGUCCUGUACAUACCUAUUAUAAAGUUUAAUUGAUAAAUUAUGCACAAUAAGUGGAGAAUUAUCAAUUUUUCACUGAUGGGAAGUACUUUAUGACUUCUUUUAGGCUUUGAAGAACUGCCACCAUCACUACUUUUGUGCUUUGGUGUUGUUAUUAUGCAAAAUUAACCCUUAAACUGUCCAAACAUAGAUCUACGUUUUUUUUACAUUUUUCAAAUAUAACAAAAAAAAAAAUGUAGAUCAAAGUUUUUUUUACACGCUUUCCAAUGUGAAAAAAAAGGAGAUCUACGUUUUUUUUACAUACUUUCAAAUGUUGAAAAAACGUAGAUCUACGUUUGGACAGUUUAAGGGUUAAGAGGUAUUUUUGGGCCACAGUAAGCCAUGGAUAACUGAAACUGUGGAUACCAAAUCAGUGGAUACAGGGGUCCUACUGUAUUAUGAAUAUUAUAAACAAUACAGGAGGUCCCUAGUUUGUAUGUCACAGACUUUAGUUGAAAAUUAUAUGUUCACUAGUAAAUAUAAUUCCCAUUAAUAUUCCAAGCGAAUAAAAGAUAAUGUUUAUAAUUUUAAUCACUAGUACUAUUGUUGUACAAUAAAUACAGCAAACUUAUUUUAUGUUAUUAUAUAGGCAUUCAUAAAAAAAAUUUGUAGUGUCUGAAGUUAACCCUGAAACUGUCCAAACACAGAUCUACAUUCACGUGCGUAGCGCUCCGACCUUUAUUUUCUCCGUUGGAAGGCAUGUAAAAAAAAAGUAGAUCUACGUUCGGGCAGUUUAAGGGUUAAGGAUUAAAGGAAAAAAAUUACAUUUUAGUUUAUAUUGUGUAGGAAAUGUACAUUAUUAUUUGCAUGUCGUUAUGUUAGGUAAGACACAUAUGCAACAGUUAGGUAUCUUUAUUUCGAAACGUUUCGCCUACACAGUAGGCUUCUUCAGUCGAGUACAGAAAAGUUGAUAGAAGCAGAAGAGA